UUUACUGAUAUUUGCAUGACCUGUGAUAAUCCGUAAUAACAAAAAGUUUCAUUGAGUUAUAAUAUUUGGAUUUAUUUGUAACCAAGACGCAGCCUAGUUGAAUUAAUUAUGAGGUUCUUAAUUGCAUCAUGCCUACUGAUUUCCAGUAUCAUUAUUUGUUUAGAGGCUGCCCCAACGAUGACAGCCGACGAACCACAGAAAGAAAUAAAACCAAUUGAAAAAUAUCAGCGGGAAUGUACAAAAGAAGUAAACAUCGAUACUUUCACUCUAUACAAAAAUAUGAACGACUUUGGCACUACAGUGGAUCCGAUAUAUAUGGACUAUUUAGCAUGUUACUAUAAAAAGCUAGGUUUUCAAGAUGAUGAUGGAAAAAUUUCAUACGAGAAAAUAAUCGAUUUCGUUGCUAGUUAUUCCGUACGACUAGAUCGUUCAUAUAUAAUCAAUAAAUGUAAAGAUACUAAUAAGGGAUCUAGUCACGGUGAAAUAGCUUAUAAUGCGAUGAAAUGUGUAAUAAGUAAAGUAUUAUAAUCACAACUAAUGAAGUUCAUGAAUGACAUUAAAGACUAUGUAAAAUGACAUUAAAAUGUAUAGGUACUAAA
Molecule: messenger RNA, 599 nt
Organism: Diabrotica virgifera virgifera (western corn rootworm)
Lineage: Eukaryota; Metazoa; Arthropoda; Insecta; Coleoptera; Chrysomelidae
Exons: 2
Coding region: 109-528 (139 amino acids)
Biological process (GO): sensory perception of smell
Molecular function (GO): odorant binding
Source: RefSeq, a predicted model, not a curated record